CUCAAACUGGUGCAGAGUUUGAAGACCCGUGUGGUGAAAAAUAAUUGCAAUCCUGAAUGGAAUGAUGAACUGACUCUUUCUAUUGCAGAUCUUAGGACUCCAAUCGGUUUAUCAGUGUAUGACAAAGACACAGUAACAGACCAUGACAAAAUGGGAGAUGCCGUAAUUGACAUCGAACCAUACAUCGAAUGUCUGAAGAUGGGACUGGAAAGCCUCCCAGAGGGGUGUGUGGUUAAGAGGGUAUAUCCAAGCAGAACAAACGACUUAGCUGAUGAGAGCCAAUGUGUUUGGAACAAAGGGAAAAUUAUACAGAACAUGCACCUUAGGUUGAAGAAUGUAGAGUGUGGUGAGGUGGAGAUUCAGCUCGAA
Molecule: messenger RNA, 369 nt
Organism: Cucurbita pepo subsp. pepo (vegetable marrow)
Lineage: Eukaryota; Viridiplantae; Streptophyta; Magnoliopsida; Cucurbitales; Cucurbitaceae
Source: RefSeq, a predicted model, not a curated record